Molecule: messenger RNA, 1362 nt
Organism: Penaeus monodon (black tiger shrimp)
Lineage: Eukaryota; Metazoa; Arthropoda; Malacostraca; Decapoda; Penaeidae
Product: glutamate receptor ionotropic, delta-1-like
Exons: 10
Coding region: 1-1362 (453 amino acids)
Cellular component (GO): membrane
Molecular function (GO): ligand-gated monoatomic ion channel activity
Source: RefSeq, a predicted model, not a curated record
AUGUCUAUGGUGCCGAUGUCCAUCAACCACAUCCGAAACGAAGCCGUGGAUUUCAGCGAAACUCUUUUCGUAGACGAACAUCGCAUCACAUUCAAGCGUCCGGUUCCCGAGGCCGACAUCACCGGUUUCGUUAAGCCUUUCACUCCCACGAUGUGGGUGCUGUUGCUACUUAGUACCUUGUUGAUGUGUGCAGUAACCUUCCUUAUUCAACUCGGCCCCGGAGUUGGUGUCGGGGAGAAGACAGGAGAUGAAGGCAAGACGCCUACGCGUGAGCCAAGUGGUAAAAGUGUCUCCUCCAAGUUGCGCUAUGCUGUGCUGUGGACUCUUUCCUGCCUUUUUUCCCAGUCCGUGCCUUGGGAGCCACGCAACGUGCCCGUGCGGGUGGUGACGGGCAUGUGGCUCCUGGCGACCCUCAUCGUUGGCACUGUGUACCGCUCCAACCUGAAGGCCAUGCUCAUCCUGCCGAAGGUGGUCCUUCCCUUCGAAACCUUCGAGGAAUUCGCCGAGGUGGACAUUCGUGGAUAUAUCAUUCUGGGCGGAAUUCUAGACGUCGCCUUACGGGGCAUGGAGGCUAACUCUACCUUGGGGAGGAUCAGAGACAAGUCGCGAAUUGAUGCGAAUAUUGGCAGAGGUCUCAGCGAACUUAUUGAGGGGAAGACGGCUCCCAUCGCUUCGACUUCCGGCCAACGCUGGGAAGGGUACUGCCGAAUGUACUCGACGCGAGACGGUGUGUUCAGCACCGCGGCUGCUCUAGGGUUCCCCAAAGGGUCUCCUCUAAAGCCAAAAAUUGAUGCUAUGAUUCGAGGACUAAAGGAGUUCGGAAUCCUGCAGUACCUCUUCCAAAAGGAGGUCCCCAACAGCACCUUCUGCUUCAGGAAACCGGUCUCCAUCUCUCCUACCUCGGUGGACUUGAGGCCUUUGGAACUCGGCGAUUUCUACGGUGUCUUCUGUCUCUACGCUGGAGGUAUCUUGUUGGCGGCACUAGUGUUCACCAUGGAACGCUUCAGAAGUGGAGAUUAUGGAAGAGAAGCAAAGAAAAGAGUGCAAAAUGGAUGGAAUGGAUGGAGAAAGGUCACGGAGUGUUAUGCGACAGAAGAAAAGGUCUUCAAGACUGUGUUGAGGCCGGCUGUGCUGUAUGGCAUGGAGACGCUCCUACUGACAAAAAGAAAAGAAGAUGAGCUGGAAGUCGCUGAAAUAAAAAUGUUUGGUGACAAGGAUGGAGAAGCAAGACUGAGAUGGUUUGAAACACGUCAGGAGAAGGGACGAGGGAUACGUGAGGAAGAGGGUGUUCGGAAAGGAACUGCCGCGAAGGAGGAGGAGAAGAACGAACGAAAAGAAGGUUCUUGGGCGCAGUCAAAGUAG